CGCCCGUGCACAAUGGCUCAUUAGUUAUUCUCCAAUCUUAGAAAAUCAGGGUCAAGAAUUCUUCACCAGUAGUCACCACUUAGCACCACCACUGCAAUUCCUUUCGGCAACUCGCGAACUGCCACUCGAUAUACCUGACGGAGAAUUGACUCAACCCUCAACUUAUUAAGGAUCUUCUUGGAUGAAUGAGGAUGAAAUCCAUGUAGAAGUCUUUUGAUCAGAAUUGGAUAGACACACCAGAGUGCUUGGGUAUGGGGAUGUUGCUACCCCAACAGAUAUGUACGGCUCUAAAUCUUCAUCUUCUGCCAUUUGUGAUCUGCUCAUAAAACUUCAGGAUAAGUUCAUUGUAAGUUGUCAAAUGAAGGUGAAAUUUGUUGAAGACAUAGAACUGUCAAACAUCAAAAUCUAUCUCUUGAGCUGAGAUUUUUAAUAUUCUUUUAUGAGUCGUAAUAUACCUCAUGCUGAACUGCCUUCCAAGAUUCAGAUGUAUUUCUUUCUUGUAUUCUUUGCCCAAAUUGUCCUACAAUAUAAAGCAAAUUCAUGCCCAAUUAAUCACUAAUGGCCUGAAAUCUCCCACCUUCUGGGCCAAGUUAAUUGAGCGUUAUUGUGGCUCACCAGAUCAACACAUUGCCAGUAAUGCACAUUUGGUGUUCCAGUACUUUGACAAGCCAGAUUUGUUUCUCUUCAAUACUUUGAUAAGAUGUGUGCAACCCAAUGAUUCUAUUCUUAUUUUCCAAAAUGAGUUUUCUAGGGGACUCAUGUGUUUUGACGAGUACACUUACAAUUUUGUUCUUGGAGCCUGUGCUCGCUCUCCUUCAGCUUCAACGUUAUGGGUUGGUAGACAACUACAUGCUAGGAUUGUAAAACAUGGGGUUGAGUCAAAUAUUUUGGUUCCGACUACCAAAAUAUACUUUUAUGCGAGCAACAAAGACAUUAUCUCAGCCCGAAGAGUGUUUGAUGAAAUGCCGAGAAGAAGCACUGUUACCUGGAAUGCUAUGAUAACAGGUUAUUCUUCCCAAAAAGAAGGAAACAAGAAAUAUGCUCUCAAUGCGUUGUCUUUGUUUAUUGACAUGCUGGUUGAUGUAAGUGUAAUUAAACCAACGGGUACAACUAUAGUUUCUGUGCUUUCAGCAGUUUCUCAAAUUGGUAUGCUGGAAACUGGUGCAUGCAUACAUGGUUUUGCAGAAAAGACAGUGUGUACUCCUGAAGAUGAUGUGUUUAUAGGCACUGGGCUUGUUGAUAUGUACUCAAAAUGUGGAUGUCUUGAUAGUGCCUUGUCUGUUUUCUGGCGAAUGAACCAGAAGAAUAUCUUGACUUGGACGGCAAUGACUACUAGCCUAGCCAUCCACGGGAAAGGAAAACAAGCCUUGGAGGUUUUAUAUAAAAUGGGAGCUUAUGGUGUGAAGCCAAAUGAAGCAACUUUUACUAGCUUCUUGUCAGCUUGUUGUCAUGGUGGGCUUGUUGAAGAAGGCCUAAUAUUAUUCCAUGAAAUGAAGAGAACAUUUGGCAUGAUGCCUCAGAUAAAACAUUAUGGUUGCAUUGUUGACCUUCUUGGCCGUGCUGGAAAUUUAGAAGAAGCCUAUGAUUUUAUCAUGCGGAUGCCAAUUAAUCCUGAUGCUGUAAUAUGGAGGAGUUUGCUGGGUGCAUGCAAGAUUCACGGGGAUGUUGUGAUGGGAGAGAAGGUGGGGAAGUUUCUUCUCCAGUUAGAAGAGUGGAGUUCUGCAGAGUCUCCAAAGAGCGAGGACUACAUAGCUCUGUCCAAUGUUUAUGCUUUAGCAGAAAAGUGGGAUGACGUUGAAAUUGUAAGGAAAACAAUGAAAGCUAAGGGUAUUUUGAGUAAAGCUGGUUCUAGUGCUGUUCAAACUGUCAGCAUGGCUCUAAUUAAAAAUUUAUUUCUGAUUCCUUUCAAAAAAUUAUGUUAGCAAGACAAUAAACCCAACAGACAAAAAAAUUCCUGGAGUAGCUGAGACUAAAAGCAAUAGUAUAGAAAUAGCGGCAAUGACAAGUAUACAGUUUACGGAAAAAUACUUUUAAUCAAGAGAUUGGAAAUGUGCGAUGUUCUAACAGCAGUAUACAAGGAUGUACCAUGUAUAACUGAUGCCCAAGUAUGAUACUAACAGAAGUGCUGUUUUUCAGCUUUCAUCAUU
Messenger RNA from Glycine soja, 2147 nucleotides. Its product is annotated as pentatricopeptide repeat-containing protein At3g18970-like. NCBI's taxonomy places the organism in Eukaryota, Viridiplantae, Streptophyta, Magnoliopsida, Fabales, Fabaceae. Bases 459 to 1922 code for a protein of 487 amino acids. The transcript is spliced from 2 exons. The record is from RefSeq and is a predicted model, not a curated record. Gene Ontology annotation, biological process: RNA modification. Gene Ontology annotation, molecular function: RNA binding; protein binding.